Lates calcarifer (barramundi perch) is the source of this 4763-nucleotide messenger RNA. Its product is annotated as complement C1q-like protein 2. Gene Ontology annotation, molecular function: protein binding. The transcript has 3 exons. The record is from RefSeq and is a predicted model, not a curated record. The coding region runs from base 50 to 706 and encodes 218 amino acids. NCBI's taxonomy places the organism in Eukaryota, Metazoa, Chordata, Actinopteri, Centropomidae.
AAAGGCAUAGUGGGAAGAGUUGAGGUAGAUGAACAGAAAUAAUUAAAAGAUGAAGACUUCAGUGGCUGUGUUGGGUCUAUCCCUCUUCUAUCUGUCUGUGGCUGAGGUUCUGCAGCUGGAUCAACAAGCAGAAGACAUGAAUAAGACUGAGAGUGCCAGCAUUCAGCCAGCUUGUCCCUGUGCUGGUGACAUGACAGAGAGCCAGAAAAACUAUAAUCAACUUGUUUGGACCUUAAGAGAAUUGGAGGCCAAACUGCAAAACACUGAGAAACAGCUACAGAAUCUGAGGAUAGAGGCCCAAGGUAACAAGGUGGCAUUUGGAGCAUCCAUCGGCAAUGUUGGAAAUAUUGGACCCUUCAAUACUGAGAUCACACUGACCUACAAGAAUGUCUACUCAAACACAGGCGCAUACAACCCCUCAACAGGUAUUUUCACUGCUCCAGUCAAAGGAGUCUACUACUUCAGCUUUUCUGGUCACAAUAUAUCAUCUAAACCGAUGGGGCUGCGACUGAUGAAGAAUGGAGCGCAGAUGGUUACUGUGUACAAUCAUCCAGCAGGAAGCCGCUAUGAGACAGCGACCAAUGGCAUAACUCUACAACUUAAAGUGGGAGACCAGGUGUACAUGAGACUCCGGGCAAACACCUGGAUUUUUGAUAAUGCUAAUAACCACAGCACCUUCAUUGGCCAUUUGUUAUUCCCCCUGUAAAUGAAAUGAAAGUCAGAUAAGCCAAAGAGGGAGAGCUUUAAAGAGAAGCAGAGUAGUAAGUACUCACUAUAUUACUGUUGCUGGUGGUGGUAAUGUUACAAUUUAAAAAUGGAGACUCAAAUUGAUGUGAGAGAAAGAGAGAUAGGAUGUAGACAUACAUAUUUCAGGGGGGCAGUUACUGAAAAUUGUAGAUGAUAGCAGCUGAGGCAUUUUCAACGUAAAUAUUCAAAAUAAUGCAAUAAUGCAAUAAUGCAUGCUUAUUAAUAAAGGUACUAUUACUCCAGCUCAAACAAAGGUGCAAUCAUUAAAAAAAAAAAAAAAAUCCUUUGCCUUUCAUUUGAUAUGAGCUACACCAUUUCAUAACUGUAAGUCAAAUGCAAAACCCCAGUUAGCAUUUUUCUUUUUAAAGUUCAUUAUUAUUUUCCCAUUUGGAAAUGAAAGUCAAUUAAAAUCCAAAUUCAUUGUUAUUUUAGUCACAGUGAGUUUGUAUUUCAGAUACACUGACAAAUGUUUGUUGAAAAAAAAAUUUAAAUAGAUUUUUUUCUAUUUAAGUUUUGUUAUAUAAAGAUUGCACAAAUUAUCAUUUUUCAACUAAAAAUGAAUUUAUUUUAAUACCGGCAGUUCUGAACUUCCAUACAUUUAUAAAUAGUGCUUACACUUAUUCACCGUCUUGUCAAGGCCCAGAGUUAGAUCAAAAGAUUGACACCACUGUCAUGUCAAAGUCCAAAAACUGGUAAUAGCGCAAAAAGGCAAAUAUGUGCACAGACAUGAGUGUGGUAUCUUCAAACCUUUCUUCUAAAAGACAGUGUGGAAGAGUUUUUCCAAAAGUGUUGACCUAUUCCUUUAAAGUUAAGACACAGAGAUAAUAUUCGUGACAGGGAAGCACAUGAUCAUGCUUGACCGUCCAUAUGUUUACCAGAAAAAGCCCUUGGCUCUGCUGCAUCACUGUGACUAAAACAGAGAAGUUGUUUCAGUAUCAUUGUAAAUUUACAAGAAUGCAACUUUACAGAGCUUUCAUUUUGGUUCAUUUUCAGUGAACAAAGUUGAACCAUCAUGUAUUUUUAUGUAUUUUAAUAAACAGAAUGCUAUUUAAAUGUACAUUUCUGAGAAACAGUUUUGUCCAUACACAACUACAUCCUCUUUCCUCUGCGGUUACAGACGCUACUGUUGCAAAAUCUUGGUCAAGCUUUAGCUACAAAUAGGGCAUAAGUUGAAAGACAACUUUCUUGUGUCUACAUUUUGUCACUGGCUAAACCUAUUUUCACUGCUGAGGUCAGACUGUGUGUGUGUGUUGUCAUUUGCCACAGUGGUUUGAGUCCAUGUGUUUCACUGUUUUAACAAUAAUAUAGCCAUGAAAGCGUUUUAGGAGGAGGUGUCUGAGGUGUCUUUUAGGGCCAUCAGAUGACCUCUUUGACUGUUACCAUUUCUUUCUCAGGCUGUCUGUCCAAACAGCUCGUAGCAGCUCAUAACAACUACUGUAUAUUACAGUCAUAUGAUCCUGCUGGCUUCUUUGCUCAAACCAGAUCACAUGGAGUCACUGCAUGCAAAGCCACACAAGUGAAAUCUAUUCAUCCUCCUCCCACUCUGUGCCUCAUUUUUCUAUCAAGUGCUCCAUCCUUACUUUGACAUUAUUUCCUAAAGUACACGAGGUUUGGCUCAGGUUGAGAAAAAGAAAAGGCCUCGGAGCAGUACAGCACUGAGGUCACGUCCUGUGUCAUGGGCACCUGAGGAAGGACAGGCUGUGACAACGCAAACAAUUUAUUUCUACAUGCUCAAGAGGAACUGUGUGUCUGUUUCAACAUUUCAUAGAUCUGAAGUGAAGUUACCACAACACAGGAAGCGCCCUAUCAUCCACCCUUCCUUUUCCCCAUACACUAAAAAAGCCCAACGUAUCAGUGAGCUGUGGUUGACAGAUUUGCAUGCAAAGAAAUGCUGAUGUAGCACAGAUUAUAGGCGUAGACGCUUUAUGCUAAACAGGUUAAAUGAUACAGAUGAUAAACUGAAUAUAAAAUUGUUUCUUAGCUUACGUGUAUUACUAUGCUAUGCCAGUGCUAUGCCAGGCGACUUGUGAAACAGUAGAGUUUGUGUAAUAUUGCUGUAAGCAGAAGAGGAUGUCAGUUUUCAGGCAAACCUCCACCUCAGGGAUUUAGGGAAAACUGUAUUUGGAAUAUUAUUGUAAUUCAUUAUAUAUUAUACAAUGUUUUUUUAAUGUUAAUACAGUCCUGCAGACCGACAACAUUACUUCAUCAGGAUAUUUUGGAUAUGUGUAUGUACAACUCUUGUGGUCAAUAAUGAUGCAACAAUUCGUAAGCAGCAUUUUAGGGUUGUAAAUGGUCCCGGUGGAGCUAGUUUCAACUAUUUCAUAUACAGUUAGGUAGUUUGGUCACCCACCAGUGUUUCACAUAACAAAUCUGAGUGGUUUUGAAAUGUUCAUUGGGGUAGGAAAGAGGAUAAAACAAGGUUCUGCUACACAUAUUUGUAUAAAUUUAAUGUUAUUCAUAAUGUGAAAUUAGAAUCAGUCUGUCAUAUAAAUGUAGGAGGAGUAGAAGUAUAAACUAUUGUAACAUGUAAGUAGAAGUAGCUCAGAACUGUACAGAAGUACAAUAUUUGAGAGAAUGUAUUUGGUUAUUUUCCACUGAUAGGCAGGAUGUGACAGCAGGCCUGCUGUUGCUCAUUCUAUCUGUUGUGUUAGGUAGUAUUUUACACCAGUGAAGCAGAGUGAACACAUUCAACCACUUUCUAGGAUCAAAGAUCAUUAGCUUCAUCAGUUUGACACAUCCGCCUUACGUGUUUUGUGCUGUGUUUCAUUUCUUAGAAUCUCAAUCUGUAGAGACUGUAUGAAAAUAUUGGGUUUUUUGAUGACAAGCAAAUGUCUGACCCCUAAUAGUGAAUGUUAUAAUGAGCCUCACAUGAUCCAUACUUAUCAUUAAAGGUAAAACAUUUUCCAACCAGAUAGAAAGGUCUAUGAGUUAGGAAUUACUGCAAUGUUUUUAGAGUUGUAGCUUGGAUAGCCGUGCUACUGCAGAUACUGAUAAUGAAAACAAAGUGGGCAUCGCCAGCCUCGCUGUCUUUACCUGGGACUUGAAUAGUGUGAGCAUGUCCUUAAGAUUAAAUUUGGUAAUCUGACCUUGAAUCUCUGUGGUAAGAGGGACAGAAGCAGAAGCUCAUUGGCCAGUCUGAGGAGCAGCUUACCAAAUACCAGCCUACAGUAUGUAUGGCUGAUUGAACUUGGCUGCAGACACAAAAAGCCCUCUCUGUGCUCCACUCUGCAGCCUAGAAAACAUGCGGCGAGAAAGAGGGGAAACAGCUCUCCCCAGCUAAACACACUUACUGGAAACCCUACCCACUAACCAAACAACUGGACUGAGAAGUUUUUUAUUCGGCCGGGCCACGAUGGCUGCGAUCACUUACUUUAUACCAAUACUAACUAGAUAUUGAAGGCUAUUCAGCCUCAUGUGAACAAUAAACAUUCAAAACUCUUCAUUUUUGUAAACAAGUGUCAAAUAUGGCAUCUAGUGCCACAAUAUAUAAAUACCAAGAAAAGCUACAUGUGUCUGACACAAGGAAAACAGAAGAAUGAAAUCUUAAGAUCUGCAACUUAUUAUUAUUUUCAUUGGCUUUUUUUUGGAUUAAUUGAUUAGUCAUUGAAAAAUGUGCAACACAACUUCCCAGAGCCCAGGGUGGCGUCCUCAAAACUCUGAUUUAAAACAGGACAGAAGCAGCAAAUCCUCACACUGGUGAAGCUGGAACUAGAAAAUGUUUAAAAUGUUGUUUCAUAAAUUACUUAAAUGAUUGAUUAUCAAUCUUAUCUUUCUGAUUAAUUUUCUAUUGGUUGACUACAACACUGAAACUGAAUUUAAAGUACCCCUAAAGUAAAAUGUAUACACUUUAUGUUACCAGCAGAGACAAUCACAGCACACAGUGUUACGUAAAAUGCAUUUUGUAUUACAAGUCUUUCAAACUGACAGGUGGAUGGCAGAAGAUUUGUCCAAAGGGAGAAUUACAAUUACGGUAAGUCAAAAAUGUCACAUUUUUAGAAGAGAAAAAAUAAUAAUAA